UGCCAGCUCCCUUCCUCCCGCCAGCUGCCAGGAAAAAAAAAUUAGGGCAAGGACAGGGAGCGAGAGCAAAACCAAUGAACUUGUUUCCAGCUUUUCCUUCGGAUCAGCCGUCCAGCAGCGGGAGAAAAAUAUUUGUCCUGUAAAAAAAUCCCCUCUCCGUGCAGGCUCCGAGCCCUUCGUCACUGGGACACAGGCUGGAGACGCGGGCUCAGCUCGGCAGCAGAGGACACUGUGUCACCAUGAGUCCAUUGUGCCAUGGAGGAUGUCCUGAGCCCUGUAGGGACAUCCUGGGCCCCUUGGGGAUGCUCUGGGUCCUGUGGAGAUCUGCCACCCGCCUUCCAGUGCUGCUCCUGGGACACAGGGGCUGCCACAGCCCUGUGCUAGAGAGGCAGGGAUGGAGGUGCUGAGCUGCAGUUGUCACCUCAGGGACCACACAGCAGGUGCCCUGGAAGGUGUGCGACAGACCACAACUCGGACAACACCACGGCGAUGCUGCAGGAGUGGCUGGGGGCGGUGGGGAAGGACUAUCACUCGGUGCACUGGAAGGUGCAGGAGGAGCCCAGCUCCUACCCCGACGAGCUCGGGCCCAAGCACUGGAGCGACAAACGCUAUGAAAACCUGAUGAGGCUGAAGCAGGAAGCGCUCACCUAUGCCCGGGAGCAGCAGGCAGACUACAUCCUGUUUAUGGACACUGACAGCAUCCUGACUGACAACCAGACCCUCAAGUUUCUCAUGGCACAGAACAAGUCAGUGGUGGCCCCCAUGCUGGACUCGCAGACCUUCUACUCCAACUUCUGGUGUGGCAUCACACCCCAGGGCUACUACCGCCGGACAGCCGACUACUUCCCCACCAAGAACCGGCAGCGGGUGGGCUGCUUCCCCGUCCCCAUGGUCUACGCCACCUUCCUGAUCGACCUGCGGAAGGAGGAGACGUCACGGUUGGCUUUCUACCCACCCCAUCCCAACUACACCUGGGCCUUCGACGACAUCAUCGUCUUUGCCUACUCCUGCCAGGCGGCUGGUGCUGAGGUCCAUGUGUGCAACCAGCACCACUUUGGCUACAUCAAUGUCCCCGUGAAGGCCCACCAGACGCUGGAGGAUGAACGUGCCAACUUUGUGCAUCUCAUGCUGGAGGCCAUGGUGGAUGGCCCCCCCAUGCAGCGCUCCAGGCACAUUUCCUUCCUCCCCAGGCCGCUCACAAAAAUAGGAUUUGAUGAAAUCUUCCUGAUCAACCUGGUGCGGAGGCCGGACCGGCGCCAGCGGAUGCUGGCAUCCCUGCAGGAGCUGGAGAUCCUCCCACGGGUGGUGGAUGCUGUGGAUGGCAGCACCCUCAACAGCAGUGACAUCAAAGUGCUGGGGGUGGACCUGCUCCCUGGGUACUACGAUCCCUUCUCUGGCCGCACGCUCACCAAGGGCGAGGUCGGCUGCUUCCUCAGCCACUACAAUAUCUGGAAGGAGAUCGUGUCCCGGGGGCUGGAGCGGUCGGUGGUCUUUGAGGACGAUGUGCGCUUUGAGGCCGCCUUCCCUGCACGGCUGCAGCGGCUGAUGGACGAGCUGGAGCGGGCACAGCAGGACUGGGACCUCAUCUACCUGGGGAGGAAGCAGGUGAACGACGAGGAUGAGGCGCCCGUGGAGGGUGUGCGGAACCUGGUGGUGGCCGGGUACUCAUACUGGACACUGGCCUACGCCAUCUCCCUCCGUGGGGCACAGAAGCUGCUGGCCACCAAGCCCCUCUCCAAAAUGCUGCCAGUGGAUGAGUAUCUGCCCAUCAUGUACGACAAGCACCCCAAUGAGGAUUACAAGCGGCACUUCUCCCCCCGGGACUUGCUGGUGUUUUCAGCUCACCCACUCCUGGUUUAUCCCACCCACUACGCUGGGGACAGCAACUGGCUGAGUGACACUGAGACCUCCACCAUCUGGGAUGACGAUGCCAAGAAGACAGACUGGGCUGGCUCGCAGAAGACCCUGCGGGACUCACGGGGCAGCGCCGGCCACCUCCGCUCCACUGGCCACGACGAGCUCUGAUGGGAUGAGGGAUCGUGACCCAGCUGGGAGCACCGCGGGCCUGAUCCUGCCCACUCCUACUCCAGUGAUGCAGUUGCCCUGGACAGACCUCCACGGGGUUCUUCGAAUCUGACUGUUACAAAUCCAACCUAAGGCAGGAUUUGCCUCAGGAGAGCCUUUCCCUGCCAGGUGGAGUGACCAGCCAAGCGCUGUCUCUGCUGAGCACACGUCUCCAGGACUGCCCCAAGUGAUGCCAACUCUGCCACCAGCUUGGACUUUUGGGAGUGCUUUUCAGGCUGGGGGCUGGCUCCUGCAGUGGCACAUGUGGCCUCCUGCCACUGACUGGGUUGUCCCUCGUGCCAUGUCUGGGCUGAAGCCCAGGGAGGAUUAAAGCAGACUGUGAUUGAGCUGA
Molecule: messenger RNA, 2416 nt
Organism: Lepidothrix coronata (blue-crowned manakin)
Lineage: Eukaryota; Metazoa; Chordata; Aves; Passeriformes; Pipridae
Gene: CERCAM
Product: cerebral endothelial cell adhesion molecule
Exons: 14
Coding region: 490-2025 (511 amino acids)
Source: RefSeq, a predicted model, not a curated record